Molecule: messenger RNA, 939 nt
Organism: Bathycoccus prasinos
Lineage: Eukaryota; Viridiplantae; Chlorophyta; Mamiellophyceae; Mamiellales; Bathycoccaceae
Exons: 1
Coding region: 1-939 (312 amino acids)
Source: RefSeq, a predicted model, not a curated record
AUGAGGCAGGAUACGAAAAUCUUUGCGUUCCUAGCAGUUUUCUGUUUAGGACUUGUAGCAAGACAGACACGAACUGCAACUCGCGAUCAAACUAAUUCUCGUAUCUCAGCAGUUCAGAGUUGCAAAGAGAUCGAACGAAACGUAAUCGAACCAGAAAAAAACUUGACAUGGGUGCAUCCGCCGAAGACUGGGACUUCCGCUGCAAAUCUUCUUUACCGCUAUGCUUGCGAUGUUCCAUCUAGUGACCAAGUUAGAGCUCGCCUACCGCACGUUUAUUUGAGAGAAAAAUAUCCACCAGAGAAAAUGUGUUCAAAGCUACACAACAAAACGCAGCAUCGCUUUGGUUUACAUGAUGCAAUCGGAUCUAGCAAGUAUGGGAUAUCCUAUGAGGAGCUCCAAGGUGGGUUAGUCAUUAGUCUGAGGUCAAAUGAGGCACGUCUUUGGAGUUCCUUCAUGCACUCCGUGAGAAAUAAGAGAUGGGGCUCAUCUUAUGGUUGUUACACAAACAUUGACAGUAUCCAGGAUUUCCAACCUGGACGUUUACCCCAACUAUUCAAAAGCUAUGUUCAGCUCAAUUCUGUGAAAGAUUGCCAGACCAAAAUGCUCGUGGGGCGUCAUUGUUGUGAUGAGAGUCGUGUGACGGAAGAUGAAUUCCAAGUUGCACUUGGUCGACUUAAGAACGCUACAUACUUGAUAAUAACUGACCACUGGGAGCUAUCCGCUUGUAUCUUUCUGCAACGUUUUGGAGGUGAGAACUUAUCUAUUUACUCAUUUAAUACGCGAAGAGGUUCACCUCAAAAGAGUAUUGAUAAAGUUAGAAAUAAAGCGCACAAGAUUUCGCAGAGUAUGAUGAGAAACCAUUUUGACGAAAAGCUAUUCAAAUUCGGACUGAAUAUUUUCAACAACUACGAAGAAAAGAAGUGCUGUAUAGAUUUGUGA